Messenger RNA from Apis laboriosa (Himalayan honeybee), 2411 nucleotides. RefSeq names its product organic cation transporter protein-like. Gene Ontology annotation, molecular function: transmembrane transporter activity. The record is from RefSeq and is a predicted model, not a curated record. Gene Ontology annotation, cellular component: membrane. The transcript has 8 exons. Lineage: Eukaryota; Metazoa; Arthropoda; Insecta; Hymenoptera; Apidae. Gene Ontology annotation, biological process: transmembrane transport. The coding region runs from base 396 to 2312 and encodes 638 amino acids.
CAGGACUGAUCGUUUCAGUUCUUAACUCUUCGAUCAGGAUUUGUCCAUUUUUUUUUUCCACAUUAUUGAUUCUUUAAGAUUAAUCUAAUCUUAUUUUUAUUCCUGAAAUAUUAUUACGGAUUCAUGCGAUGUCAACGAUAAAUAUAGUGAUCCAUGUGAUCGAUUUGUGUCUGUGAAAAUCGCAGUUCAAACAGGCUUUUUAAUAAAUUUAGAGAGGAAUUUUGAUGUGAAUAUAAAAGCAAUACGAUGCAUUUGGGAAUAUAGAAAGAUCAAUUUACGAUUUUUUUAUGUAAACCAUGAGACAACGGGUUAAUCUGUAAGUUUGAUGAGAGGAAGGUGAUCGAAUUCUUGUAACAAUAAUUGAUUAUUUUUUUGAAGAGUUUAUUUUUGAAAAGAUGCCUCCUCAAGAAAAGUUUGAAACAUCUGUGCAUUUGAACAAUAGUCGGAAUAAUAAUUUGAAUUAUCAAAACUCGAUGGAUAUUCAAAUACCGGAAGCAAAUGAGAUCAAAGAAGAAACGAAGGAUUUAGAUUUUGAUGAGUUGUUACCCUAUGUCGGAGAAUUUGGACUUUAUCAGAAGAUCUUAUUUAUAUUGAUGAUUCCUUUUACUUCAUUUGUGGCAUGGGUUUAUUUCUCACAAAUCUUUAUCACGUUAAUACCAGAAAAAUAUUGGUGCUGGAUACCGGAACUAAAGAAUCUCACAUCCAAUGAAAGACUCUCGCUAGCGAUACCACUCGACCGCGAAGGUUAUUCAAGAUGUAGUAUGUAUGAUGUAAAUUAUACUUUGAUUCUGCUAAAUGAAAGCUAUGUGCCGAAUCCAUUGUGGCCGACGAAAACUUGUCAGCAUGGAUGGGAAUUUAAUUAUAGCGAUGUCCCUUAUGCAACCGUGGCAACUGAGCUGGGAUGGGUUUGCCAAUACGAUUCCUUGCCAACCGUGGCUCAAAGUAUUUUCUUCAUUGGCGCCAUAUUUGGAGGGUUAAUUUUUGGAUGGAUCGCCGAUCAAUAUGGCAGGAUACCAGCUUUGAUCGGAGCUAAUAUGAUGGGAUUUCUCGCAGGAGUGGCUACGGCAUUCACGAAUACUUUUUGGCAAUUUGCGUUAUGUCGCUUUUUUGUCGGAUUUGCCUUCGAUAACUGCUUUACUAUGAUGUAUAUAUUAGUGUUAGAAUAUGUUGGACCAAAAUGGCGAACUUUUGUGGCGAAUAUGUCGAUAGCCAUGUUCUUUACGUUCGCGUCUUGUAUCUUACCAUGGAUCGCCUAUUUUUUACUCGAUUGGAGGAUGACCUGCAUUGCAACCUCAGUUCCUCUUGUUCUAGCCGUGGCGACGCCAUGGCUGAUACCGGAAAGCGCUCGAUGGUUAGUCAGUCAAGGUCAAGUGGAUAAGGCCAUUAAUAUUCUGGGAAAAUUCGAGCGAAUAAACGGCACCAAGGUACCCGAUGACGUUUACAAGCGAUUCCGUGAAACUUGUGCUAAAAUAUGUAAAGAGGAGGAAGCUGAUAAAACAUAUUCAGUAUUGGAUUUAUUCAAAACACCACGUCUACGAAAUAUCACCAUAUUAUUCAUCAUUAUUUGGAUGGCGAUUUCUUUAGUAUUCGAUGGUCACGUACGAAACGUCAAUAAUUUAGGCUUAAACGUGUUUGUCACAUUCACGAUUGCUGCAGCAACCGAAUUACCCGCAGACACGUUCCUCACGCUCGUUCUCGAUCGAUGGGGCAGAAGAUGGCUAGCUUGUUGUUCUCUUGUCAUUUCUGGUGUAUUCAGCAUUUGGGCUUCUAUAAUUUCCAAUAAUAUUUAUACAGCUACUUUGGCAAUUCUGGGUCGAUUUUGGAUAAAUAUCUCGUACAAUAUCGGUCUCCAAUAUGCAGCUGAAGUGUUGCCGACAGUAGUUAGAGCUCAGGGUGUAGCUUUGAUACAUAUAAUGGGAUACGUCGCUAGUAUCCUUGCACCCUUUGUCGUGUAUCUCGAUGUCGUUUCAUCGAUUCUGCCUCUUCUUGUAUUGGGUACUCUUGGUAUCAUAUGUGGUCUUCUGACUCUCUUUCUACCGGAAACGUUAGACAAGGAUCUUCCACAAACGCUGCAGGAUGGAGAGGAUUUUGGAAAAGAACAGAAAAUGUGGGACUUUCCUUGUAUCGAAAGAAAACGUAAAGAUGAAGAAAUACCACCAGUUGCCAUGUUCAGAUCAUUUUCCAGAUGCAGCACGAGGAACUCGAUGAGAGCAUCUCUCCGUGGUGAAACCUUAAGGAGUAAUAUGAUACGAAGAUCAAGCAUAAAAUCUAAAAAAUUCAAAAAUUCAGUUAUAGAAGUGGAAAAAUUGUAGCGAAAUAUUCAUCACGAAUAUUAAUCUCUAGUGAAUAAUUAUUAGUUUUCUAAAAAAUUGUACAACAUUAGCAUAAAAUAAGUUGCAAAAGUAAUCUUA